AUGGUACUCUUUGACUUCUUAAAGCUUGGUCCAAAUAUUAAUUUACCAAUGAUCAGGUCAUUAGUUAGCUUUGUCUUCAUAAUUAUUGAAUUUGAAUGUGCAUCAAGAAAUGCAGUAUCUCAUUUCUUUCCAAACGCAGAACUCAAAGGUUGUUUGUUCCACUACGCAAAAGCAAUAUGGAAAAAGACACAGGAAUAUGGGCUUCAAACUCAGUAUAAAGAUGUCCCAGAUGUCAACAAACUCAACAAACUCGAAAAUGCACCACAGUCAGAUGCUUGCACCAAAUUAACAGACUAUAUAGUUCUGACAUGGCUAGAGGGCAGAUACCCACAACCAACCUGGAACCACCACCAAACAGAAGGACCCAGAACAAAUAACCAUUUAGAGGGCUGGCAUAACAAGUUCAAAAAGAGAGUAAAAACUGCACAUCCAAAUAUAUUCGAAAUCAUCAAUGUGUUUAAGAAAGAGCAAGCAGCCAACGAGGUAAAGAAGGUACAAUAUGCAGCAGGUGGCAAGAUGCGGGGAAAAGCAAAGAAGUACAGGGAACUAGAAGAAAGAUUCGCAACUUUGAAGGAAUCACUACACAAUGGUACGAAAGACUAUAUUCAGUAUGGUGAUGCAGCAUCAUUCAUCCUCAAACUUGGAAAUUAG
Molecule: messenger RNA, 651 nt
Organism: Mytilus trossulus (common blue mussel)
Lineage: Eukaryota; Metazoa; Mollusca; Bivalvia; Mytilida; Mytilidae
Exons: 1
Coding region: 1-651 (216 amino acids)
Source: RefSeq, a predicted model, not a curated record